Molecule: messenger RNA, 980 nt
Organism: Photinus pyralis (common eastern firefly)
Lineage: Eukaryota; Metazoa; Arthropoda; Insecta; Coleoptera; Lampyridae
Product: glutathione S-transferase-like
Exons: 4
Coding region: 109-885 (258 amino acids)
Biological process (GO): glutathione metabolic process
Molecular function (GO): glutathione transferase activity
Source: RefSeq, a predicted model, not a curated record
UACUGCUCCACAAUAGAGGGCGCCUUUAAGUAUACCUAAAUUGGUUUUCCAAAAAAUACAUAAGGUUAGCAAUCUGUGGUUAUAGGCAUAACUUGUCUUAUCUGUACCAUGGAUCGUUAUACCUUUGUAAAACAAAAAAAAACACAAAUUGUAGACGUUUUACAAACUUCGAAAAAUAUGUGCGAUAAUUGUGGCAGUUGCGAAGCUUGCGACUUAAAAAGAAGUCACAAAUCCAUCAACAUCCUCGCCAAUUCCGACGAAACCGGCGACUUGCAUCACAAGUGGAAGCUCACCUACUUCCCCUUCAAGGCUCUGGCGGAACCAAUCCGUUUCCUUCUCCAUUACUGCGAGAUUCAAUUCGACGACAUUCGCAUUCCGCGAAGCGAAUGGGACGGUCACAAAGAAAGUAUGCCGUUCGGCCAAGUCCCCGUCUUGGAGGUCAACGGGCUGCAGAUGAACCAAAGCUUGGCGAUUUGCCGCUUCUUGGGCAAACACGCCAAUCUGACCGGCGCGAAUGACUUAGAAGAUCUGGAAAUUGACGCACUGGCCGAUACUAUUAACGAUCUUCGAAUCAAAAUCGCCCAAUACCACUACGAGACGAAUUCCGAAAUAAAGGAAAGCCGCAAGGCGACGCUGGAUAAGGAAACGGUUCCAUUCUACUUGAACCGUCUCGACAAGAUCGCGGGCAAGAACGGCGGGCACCUUGCACUUGGAAAGCUGACUUGGGUGGACAUAUACUUCGUGGGUCUUUUGGAUUAUAUGGGCUAUAUGCUGGGUAAAAGCCUGACGGAAGAUUGUCCCAAUUUAAAGAUCGUGGAAAAUAACGUGCUCGCUAUAGCUUCCAUUAAGAAGUGGAUCGAGGAGCGCCCCGCCACUGACUUUUAAAGUCCCAGGGCAAUAGUUUGUUAAUAGUUCAACAUUUGUUUCUUUCUUGGUUCUUGGUGUAUAAAACUGUUGCAAUAAAUUACUAUUUACAUUUA